Molecule: messenger RNA, 1586 nt
Organism: Odocoileus virginianus texanus
Lineage: Eukaryota; Metazoa; Chordata; Mammalia; Artiodactyla; Cervidae
Source: RefSeq, a predicted model, not a curated record
GCUGAGGUAGAGGACAAUCUGAAAGGGAGUCUAGAUGGCGGGGAGUGGACAUAAGAAGGAACCAACUGGCCUGAAAGGAAUGCUGAGGAUAAGCGUUGAGGGUAGGUGGGCAGGAGACACAGAAAAGAUAAGCCUGAGGGCGAUAACUGACUCCCUGAACCAAGAUGGGGCUGAGCGUCCAUGUUGUGAAUUGGAAACGGCGGGGAUGGCUGGGAAUUACCUUGGAGGAGGUAAAGGAGACACAAGGAUGGCCUUUUAACAAGUGUUGGAUGGUCUAGCGUCUGGGGUUCCUGCCAGGGGGGUUGGAAGGGGUGACACCGGGUCCCAGGGUUCCUUCCUGCUCACAAUAAGAGGUUGAGCGGGCAUGUAUGAAGUGGGAUCUCAGUUUCACAGGCGUCGACUUAUUUGAUUCUCACAAAUGACCCCACCAGCUAGAGUUGAUUAUUCUCCGCGUUUUACAGAUAGUCCCCUAUCUAGGCUGCUCGAGAAUUCAGGUCAUUUGCCCAAGGCCACCUUCGCCGGCCUGUGAUUUGAAUGGAGCGCGCUCUGUGACUCACGCCAGGUUCUAAGCCACAGGAAACGUUCUCAGAGUGUGACGGCAGUUGAAGGAUGAAGAGAGUAGCAUGUGGCUGGCCGGAAAUUCAUGAAGCAGGGGAACGCAAAGGAAAAAUGAAUUGGCGCGAGUGUCGGGGAAGAGGGGUUACCGAGUCACCAGAAUCAGAGGGAGCAGAGGACCGGACCCCAGAGUCAGAGAGAAGGAUCACGGUCUUUCCUCACGCUCCCGCCACGCCGCCUCCGCCCGCGUAUCCCCGGCCAUGGCUCUGUAGCCGCGACCCCUCUGUGCCCCCGGCCAGUCUCCGCGCUCACCGCGCCUGCGCUUUCCGCUCCUGCCGUCUCUCUUCAGCCGAGGCCGCCGCAGCCUCUUCUUUGCGCAGCCAUGGAGUCCUCCACUUUUGCCUUGGUGCCUGUCUUCGCCCAGCUGAGCAACUGCCAGAGCCUCCUCCCAGCCGUUGGUGCAGCCUCUUCCAUUGCCAUCGGGGCCCCGCGCCCGUGCUGCAGCCAUGUCACUCCUGGCGACCCUGGGGCUGGAGCUGGACAGGACCCUGCUCCCAGCUAGCGGGCUGGGCUGGCUCGUAGACUAUGGGAAACUCCCCCUGGCCCCUGCCCCCCUGGGCCCCUAUGAGGUCCUUGGGGGAGCCCUGGAGGGCGGGCUUCCAGGGGGGGGAGAGCCCCUGGCAGGAGAUGGCUUCUCUGACUGGAUGACCGAACGGGUCGACUUUACGGCCCUGCUCCCUCUGGAGCCCCCCAUGCCCUCAGGUGCCCUCCCCCCACCUUCCCCACCCCCACCUGACCUGGAAGCUAUGGCUUCCCUGCUCAAGAAGGAGCUGGAGCAGAUGGAAGACUACUUCCUCGAUGCCCCUCUGCUCCCACCAUCCUCCCCACCUCCGCCGCCGCCCCCGCCCCCGCCGGCACCUUCCCUCCCUCUCCCCCUCCCCCUGCCCACCUUUGACCUCCCCCAGCCCCCUGCCCUGGACACCCUCGACUUGCUGGCCAUCUACUGCCGCNCCCCCCCCCCCCAGUCGUGA